AUGACUCACUCUUCGUACUCGGAAGAGAACAACAGAGCUCUGAGCAUUUUGGGCGAGAGUGUGAUCGAGACUUGGGUUUCGCUUCGGCAGCUGACCAAAGACAUUGACGUUUCGCCGAAAGAUCUGAACAGUCUGAUAUCGGAGGUAUCGGAAGUGGAGACGUCGUGCGCCGUUGAUGGAAUGAAGUUGAAGUUGAAGUUGCAGAACAUAGUUAGGGUUUCGCCGAAAACUGAUCCGUCGACUCCAUCGGUGGUUUGUGGUGCUUUCCGGGCGAUGUUUGGGGCUAUUGCGGUGGAUACAGGAAGGGCAGAUAUGGGUGGGAGCAAAUUCGGAAGUGUUCAUGAGCAAUUUGCAGAAGUGAAGAACGAGAGAGAGAGAAUGAGACAACAAAGAACGAGAUAGAAAAAGGCUUACCAGAAAGGCUUCACAGUUGUCAUCUGUUCAGACUUUACUGUCGAGUCUUUUGUUCAAGCUUCACCGUCGACGACAUUAAGUUCUCCUUCUUCAGAUGGCAUAGAUGAGAGUGACGAAGGCGGAAUCGGUUCGGAGUUGAAGUCAGUGUUAGAUUUUUAGAUAGUUGCACACCCUUACACACACACACAUAUAUAUAUAUAUUACGUGAAUCUGAGUGUUCCCAAAUCUUGUAGUGGUGAGAGUUUGGUGUAUUGAGCUGUCCUUUCGCAUGAAUCUUACUGGGAAUAUUAUCUUACUAGUUGCAAAAACAAAGCUUUGGAGCUUUCUUUUGAUAGGUUCGAUAUAAUCCGCGAUGUGUGUGUGGAAGAAAUAUGUGUUCUACUCACUUGUAAGUAUUGUUAUAGUGGAGAAAAUUUUGAGCAAGUUUUUUCACCAACAGAAGGAAUAGAUCAAUUCAUAUUACUCUA
This is a messenger RNA of Ilex paraguariensis (yerba mate), 881 nucleotides long. Lineage: Eukaryota; Viridiplantae; Streptophyta; Magnoliopsida; Aquifoliales; Aquifoliaceae. The record is from the annotation of a GenBank genome assembly.